UUCAGCAGGAAGUGGGCAGAGAAACGGGAAGAAUAAACGCGGCCCUUGAACUAAGUACAAGAGAAGAGGCGGUGCCGUUUUGUCUGCGAGCGGAUCGGAGUCGUGCCGUGUAGUGCCGGACCGGACCGGACCGGACCGGACCGGACCGGACCUCAGGGCCCAUGGCGGCGGCGGCGGCUGGGCUGCGCCUGCGAGCCGGAGGUCCCGCUCUCCUCUCGCGUUUCCGAGGCGCGCUCGUGGGCGCCGUCCUGGGCGACUGCGUGGGCGGGGAGUUCGAGGGCGCCGAGGAGGUCCCGCUGGAGCGCGUGCUACAGCACUUGAGUGCGCUGGAGCGCGAGGAGCGCGGUGAAGGGAUCCUGCAGUACAGUGAUGACACAGCAAUGACACGCUGUGUGGUCCAGUCCCUCCUGACCCGCGGAGUGUUUGACCAGCAGGACUUGGCUCGCAGGUUCGCCGAAGAGUACCGGAGCGCUCCAGGGCGGGGCUACGGCUCAGGUGUGGUGCAGGUCCUGCAAAAGCUUGCCUCUCCCCGUCUCAGCGAUGUCUUCCAGCCGGCGCGCGCCCAGUUCGGCGGUCGGGGCUCUUUCGGCAAUGGAGGCGCAAUGAGAUCCGCUCCUUUUGCUCUGGCCUUCAGCGACCCUGCCCAAGUCAAGAAGUACUCUCGCCUGGGCGCCAUGCUCACCCAUUACUGCUCUCUCGGCUAUAACGGGGCAGUGCUGCAGGCCUUGGCGGUGCACUUAGCCUUGCAAGGGGCACUAGAAGUUCCCCAGGCCUUCAUCAACAGUCUCAUCUCAGAGAUGGAGGACAUUGAGGCUGAGGACCAAGCCUUUAGUGAUGCACGCGCACUCAACGAGCCGGAGUUUCCAUUUUGCACUCGCCUACGGCGGGUGAAAGAGUUCAUGGAGAGGAGCAGUGUGAGCAUUGAGGAGGUUACGUCAGAGCUGGGGAAUGGCAUCGCAGCCCUGCAUUCUGUCCCCACUGCCAUCUUUUGUGUGCUGCACUGCCUCGAACCACAACCCGGACUGCCGGACUGUUAUGGAGGCUUUGAGAGGACGGUGGCGUACUGUCUGGCUCUGGGGGGUGACACGGACACUAUCGCCUGCAUGGCUGGAGCCAUAGCCGGAGCGCACUACGGCAUUGAGGCCGUGCCCCCUGCCUGGCAGCGAUGGUGUGAGGGGGCCGAGGAGGCGGAGGUUUGGGCGGAACACCUGCAUCAGCUGUACCUGCGAUCACUGCAAAGAGGUGACAGUGAGACAGCGUGCAGCAAUAAGGAGUCCCCAGCUGAGUGACAUGUGGAGACACUAAAAUACAGCUCAUCUUUGACGUGCAACGACGCACAAGCACAAAUGCAGGAAACACUACUGUUGGUCAAGCGUUCUCAUGUACAACUAAAUGGAUGUCUAAUUGACUGGCUUAUGUUUUAAUGGAUAGAAUUAACUUGUUUUAGUCUAUAAACAGAGUAAUAAAAGUAAUAAAAAUAAUGAAGUAAUUAGAAGCUGGUGACUGGUUUGAAAAUCUUGUCCAGAGACCUGCAAAUACUACAUAUUUGCUCGCUGGUCAGUGAUGUAUAAUAGAUUGUGUAAUUCUGUAGGUGUUUAGUGAUGAUGAGAGAUUUGUUUUAUAGCCAGCGGCUUAUUUUUCUGUAAAGUUCAGUCUUAAAGGUGAUUUUGUGAUAAAUGUAUCUAAAGGUCGUAGGUUUGAUUCUCACCUCUGUCUGUAGUACCCUUGAGCAAGGUACUUACCCUAAA
Molecule: messenger RNA, 1748 nt
Organism: Scleropages formosus (Asian bonytongue)
Lineage: Eukaryota; Metazoa; Chordata; Actinopteri; Osteoglossiformes; Osteoglossidae
Gene: adprs
Product: ADP-ribosylserine hydrolase
Exons: 6
Coding region: 162-1289 (375 amino acids)
Cellular component (GO): nucleus; mitochondrion
Source: RefSeq, a predicted model, not a curated record